Molecule: messenger RNA, 780 nt
Organism: Symbiodinium sp. CCMP2456
Lineage: Eukaryota; Dinophyceae; Suessiales; Symbiodiniaceae
Source: the annotation of a GenBank genome assembly
CGGAUCGAAUCGGAACGAAUUCGCGAGUCGCUGAUCAAAAACCUGGAAGCGACUAACACCGAGCUCAAGCAGUUUACCUACACCGUUUCGCACGACCUCAAGUCGCCGCUGAUUACCAUCAAAGGGUUUCUGGGCAUCCUCGGCGAAGACAUCGAAAAGCAAGACUCCGCCGCUAUCGAGGAAGACUUGUCGAUCAUUGGUUCAGCCGCCGACGGAAUGAAACAGCUGCUCGACGACCUGCUGGAACUUUCGCGUAUCGGCCGCAAUUACAAGUCGCGUUCGAUGAUUUCGCUAGAGGAAAUCGUCUGCGAAGCGAUCACGCUGUUGGCCGGCGAAAUCGAAGCUCGUGAUGCGAAUGUUCGCUGCGAAAUGGAAGAUCUGACCGUCUAUGGCGAUCCGGUCCAGAUGCGGCAGCUAAUGCAAAACCUGAUCGACAAUGGCAUCAAGCACAAUCGCAAAGACAACCCGAAAGUUACGAUUCGGGCCGUCGAAGAUGACGACUUUGUCGUGAUCGAAGUCAGUGACGACGGACCUGGCGUGGCGACCGAAUACCAGGAACGUAUUUUUCAGCUCUUCGACAAGCUCGAUCCCGAUUCGGACGGAACCGGGAUCGGAUUGGCCAUCGUUAAGCGAAUCGUCGACUUCCAUGGAGGAACGAUUCGCUUGCAUUCCGACGGACUCGGCAACGGCUGUACGUUUAUCAUUCGCCUGCCGUCGGUCGAGCCGGAUCGCAGCACAAUCUACGACCUGACCGACUCGAAAGAGUCCACGUCUUCCUAG